Molecule: messenger RNA, 3026 nt
Organism: Exophiala xenobiotica
Lineage: Eukaryota; Fungi; Ascomycota; Eurotiomycetes; Chaetothyriales; Herpotrichiellaceae
Exons: 2
Coding region: 4-2799 (931 amino acids)
Biological process (GO): activation of GTPase activity
Molecular function (GO): GTPase activator activity
Source: RefSeq, a predicted model, not a curated record
CAUAUGUAUAACAUCAGAGAACAUCCCUUUCUCAAGAUUACGCCGCACUUACAGUCCCGCAUCGCUAAGUACGACAAUGUAAACCAUCCUCAAUCCCAUCCACCAAAAACGACAGCCAUGACUUCUGGACCAUCCUCAAAACCCGCCCCUCCCUCUCCCUCUGCAUCCUUCUACGAUGUCUCGGACGACGAAGAAGGGGAAUACAAUACUAUAGCACAUACUUCCCACUCAAAGGGUGUCAAACUACUGUUUUCCAAGAGCAAGGUCUAUGUCCAUCCUACACCCUCGGCAAAAGACAAUAUACCCGGCUUCAUUGCCCUUGUCCAGCAGAAAUCCUCCCCUCUCUCCUCCGACGAAAGACCAACUUCGGCCGACUCGAGCAAGAAAAGAGCCAAUGCCUCAUCAUAUCUCCUUGCUUGGGUCCCAGAAUCCGCCCUUUCGCAGGACGACCUGAGCACCUAUGUCAAGGUGGACAUGGAAGAUGGCGAGUCCCCUCCGCGACAAUCAUACUUGGUCCCCCCUCUCCCUCUUGCAACCACAUUCGACGAAUCUCCUGUUGGGCCCUACGCAUUCUCUCUACCACUUUCCAGUAUCUACUCAAUUCACGUCCGACCACCUAGUCUGGGUUGGUGGUACGGCAGCAUAGUCAUCAACACUCGUGCAGGGUCAAGCUUACCUGCCCUGUUCUUCCACGACUCGGAAUGUGAGAGCACGAUUUUGCAAAAGAAGAAGAGAGCUCGUGAAUCUUUCGACCCUUUCGGUGAGACUGGUGAUCUGUUUUGGGGUGGAGAUGAGAUCUUGCGGUGGUUGAAGAGAUACGUGGCGGUCGAACGGAGCACAGCAGAGCCCUCGAUCUACUUGAUAGAUCCAUCGGAAGAAGAUCGUCUCGGGUUCGGGCAAGGCCGCAAGUCCGUUGAAAACCAAGACAAGAGAAAGAGUAUGUCAGAACAGAAGAAGCCAGAACAAAAGAAACAACCAUCUGGACCAGGAAUGGAUCCCCUUACAAAAGCACUGAAAGAAACCAGGUGGAAAAUCCUGGAGCAGUUGUCCAAAGUCACGACCUUUACCCGUCGUACCGCAGAAGAUCUUGCUAAUAACAAGAAUCUGCCACCUCAACUUCGACGACUGCUCCAAAAUCCGGAAGUACAAACGCUUCAGGAUGAGUUCGACAGUGCGAAGCUUUACCUCGCUAAAUGGGCAGCGAGCAUUGCCGAGCAGAGCGACAGGGAGAAACGACAACGGAUCUGGACUGCCAGAGACGUUCUCGAGUCUGAAGAGACGAGCGUUGGCGAUUUCGAAAUCCUAGAAAUGGAAGCGGGCCGCAUGACUCUGUCCGACAGCAAACGCCGGCCCGUGGACAUGAAGGAGUGGGCGUCGUUCUUCGACUCCAAAGGCAAACUCCAAGUGACAGUCGACGAGGUCAAGGAACGUAUCUUUCACGGCGGUCUAGACCCCGAAGACGGUGUACGCAAAGAAGCUUGGCCGUUCCUCCUCGGCGUGUACGACUGGGACAGCACCGAAGACGAACGACACGCGCACGCGAAUAGUAAGCGGGACGAGUACAUCCAGCUUAAAGGCGCAUGGUGGGACCGCAUGAUCGACGGCGGAGCCACGCCCGAGCAGGAGGAAUGGUGGAAAGAGCAGAAGAACCGGAUCGAGAAAGACGUACAUCGUACCGACCGCCACAUCCCGCUAUUCGCGGGCGAAGACAUCCCUCAUCCAGAUCCGACCUCGCCCUUCUACAACCCCAACGGACCCGGCACGAAUGUGCACAUGGAGCAGCUCAAGGAUAUGCUGCUCACGUAUCUCGAGUACGAUACUCCUCCUUCCAAUGGCCCCAUCCCCGCAGCGCAACCAUCUUCUUCGUCAACUGCCGCACCAACGUUGAGGCGCGUCUAUCAAACCCAGAAUCCCCAUCCGCAAAACCUAGGCUAUGUCCAAGGCAUGUCGGAUCUCCUCUCGCCCCUGUACGCUGUAUUCCAGGACGACGCGCUCGCAUUCUGGGCGUUUGUCGCUUUCAUGCGCCGCAUGUCGCGCAAUUUUGUCCGCUCCCAAUCCGGCAUGCGGUCGCAACUCAACACGCUCGACCAAUUGGUCCAAAUCCUUGACCCAAAAUUAUAUCUCCACCUCCAGAGUGCAGACAGCACGAACUUUUUCUUCUUCUUCCGCAUGCUGUUGGUCUGGUAUAAACGCGAGUUCGACUGGACCGAUGUCCUGAGACUGUGGGAGUCCCUGUGGACUGAUUACUAUAGUUCUCAGUUUCAUCUGUUCAUCGCGAUGGCGAUACUCGAGAAGCAUCGCGACGUUAUUAUGGACCAUCUGCGACACUUCGACGAGGUGCUAAAGUAUAUAAAUGAGUUGAGUGGGACGAUUGAGUUGCAGGAGACGCUCGUCAGGGCGGAGGCGCUGUUCAAGAGGUUCGAAAAGACGGUGGAGGCGGUGGAUCGGAGGAAUGCCUUUCCCGCGCCAAAUGCGUGUGAGUCGCAAGGGGAGGUCAGGCAGAGAAAGCAAGGCGAGGAUGACAAGGGCAAGCAGAACAUACAACACGGUGCUAAGGCAACGGGCACGAGUGCGGGAUCGUCGAGAAGUCCGGCGAGUCAGGCGCAGGUGCAAAGACCGGUCUCACAGGGGCGACAGCCGCAAAAAGGUGGGAAGGAAACUGACAAGGACAGCGAGAGGGAGAAGGUCAUCACGCCGGAACUCCGGUUGCUGUUAAGCAAGAAGAUCAUCACGCUUGAAGGAGAGGAUGGAAGUGGGACUGAUGCGUCGAGGACGAGGGCGAGCGGAUUGAAAGACUAGACAGAACGUCUGGCCGUUACGAUUGCUACUUGUUCGGUGUCUGGCGAGACAAUCGUUGGGAAGGAUCCAUUUACGAAAAGCUCGCAGGAUGGCUGUUUGGGCAGUAAUGACAAAAUGCCAGCACCAGUAUACGACUUCAGACAAGCAGGACCUGAGAAGCGAAUCUAGCCUAGUCAUCUGCUCGCAAUUUAUGGUAUCACGUCCAUUGAUGCAUUUUCAAGCUCAUA